AUGGCUCCAGUGAUCCCUAGACUUUGUGUCUUUAAAUCAAACUACGGUGAAAAGUAUUUGCGCUAUGUUCAAGAAGAAAACCAGCGCAGAUACAUUCGAUGCGACGGAGAGGAUAUUUUGGAUCCAUACGCCAAGUUCAAAGUGGAGAGAGCAAAGAGUUACAAAGAUUUAGUCCACAUAAGAUGCUCUUACAGCAACAAAUUUUGGCGCCGUAGUAGCGAGGAUGGGGACUAUAUAGUCGCAGCAGCUGAUGCAGCGGAAGAAGACCAAUCCAAAUGGUCAUGCACUCUGUUCAAGCCCUUUGCAAAAGAUGACAUAACGUUUCGUUUUCAGCACCUCCAAAGUGGAAACAAUGUAUGGUUUAACCGAUCGGAUAAUGACUACCGGAGUUGCUUGAUCGUCAGAUAUUCGACAGAGGAAAGCGAUGGAGGUGAUCUCUUCACAAUCACUGAUUGGGAAUCAUUGGUGAUGUUGCCCAAACAUGUGGCAUUCAAGGGCGAUAAUGGAAAAUACCUAUAUUACCGUGGAGGCGGUGACGAACACUUGGAAUUUGGAGCUUCUGAUAUUGGUGAUAACAGAGUUGGGGAGCAAAUCAUCACCAAUCCGGACGGAAGCAUAAGCGUGAAGCACGAUUCCAAUGGAAAAUUCUGGAGGGCUACCCCGAAUUGGAUAUACCCAGAUACAACUGAUGCUUCCAACUCCGAUCCAGAAGUAUCGUUUUGGCCAGUCCAACUUCAGGGCAACGCUAUCGCCCUCCGUAACAAGAGCAAUGGCAGAUUCUUGCGUAGAACUAAUUAUGGUGGAACAGUCGAUUGUCUCGCUGCAGCAUCUUGGGCCACGACUAUUGACAAAGAGAGCCACCUGGUGGUAGAAGAGCUUGUCAAAGUGAGACAAAUUUACGACGUGGAGUACCGGCUGGACGAUGCCAGAAUUUAUGAUGAAUCAAUCCUGACAUUGGCUCGUUCCUGUGUCUCUAACAUGACACAGCAAAACGAAACAAUAGAGGUGACAAUGUCAUACAAAGAGGCCUGGAAGUAUGAAUGGAGUACUAGUACUUCAACCGCAUCUUCUAUUAGUAUGAAAGUCUCACUUGGUGUUCCAAAGAUUAUGGACGCUUCCAUUCAAGUGUCGCACACGAUUGAAAAAGAAUACCAGUGGGGAGAAACGGUAGAUGGAUCUCUUACUUUGAAAAAAACAGUCCCAGUUACGGUGCCGCCAAUGACAAAGACGACAGUUAGUCUUCUUGCAACAAUAGGAUCAUGCAAUGUUCCCUUCUCCUACACUCAGCAAGACACACUUACAAAUGGCGAAUUGGAUGUUUCAGUGAAGCAUGACGGUGUUUAUAGUGGUGUCAAUUGCUUCAAAUUCCGCACCGAAACCUCAGAGGAAAAGCUAUUAGCUUAA
Molecule: messenger RNA, 1404 nt
Organism: Jatropha curcas
Lineage: Eukaryota; Viridiplantae; Streptophyta; Magnoliopsida; Malpighiales; Euphorbiaceae
Source: RefSeq, a predicted model, not a curated record